This is a messenger RNA of Medicago truncatula (barrel medic), 1203 nucleotides long. RefSeq names its product probable carboxylesterase 18. The record is from RefSeq and is a predicted model, not a curated record. Gene Ontology annotation, molecular function: carboxylic ester hydrolase activity. Gene Ontology annotation, biological process: pollen tube growth. Lineage: Eukaryota; Viridiplantae; Streptophyta; Magnoliopsida; Fabales; Fabaceae. The coding region runs from base 31 to 1062 and encodes 343 amino acids. The transcript has a single exon.
UUAAGCUAAAUCAAGAAACCCAAAAUAACAAUGUCAGACUCAACACCUCUUCUUCCUUGGAAAGCUAGAGCUACCAUUUCACUUCUUUCACUUUUAUUCGACGCUUCUUCUCGCUCUAACGGCACCGUCAACCGCCGUCUCUUUAACUUCUUCAGUCUCAAUGCCUCACCUAACUCCACUCCCGUUAACGGCGUUUCCACCAAAGACAUUACCGUUAACACCGAAAAUAACGUUUGGUUUCGUCUCUUCACUCCCACCGUCGCCGGAGAAGUUGCCGGAGAGGUUACUGGAGAUGGUGGUGCCACUAAAACAACCUCCCUUCCUGUCAUCAUUUACUUCCACGGUGGUGGCUUCAGUUUUCUUUCCCCCUCCUCAAUCUAUCACGAUGCUUUAUGCCGUAGACUCUGCAGGGAAGUUUUCGCUGUUGUCGUCUCUGUCAACUACCGCCUUACACCGGAGCAUAGAUAUCCGUCGCAAUAUGAUGAUGGAGAGGCUGUGCUGAAAUUUUUGGAAGAGAAUAAAACGGUUUUACCGGAAAAUGCUGACGUGUCAAAAUGUUUCCUUGCCGGAGACAGUUCUGGUGCAAAUUUAGCACACCAUCUUACAGUUAGGGUUUGUAAAGCAGGGCUCCGGGAAAUCCGGAUUAUCGGGUUGGUAUCGAUUCAGCCGUUUUUUGGCGGGGAGGAGAGGACUGAGGCGGAGAUUAAACUUGAUGGAUCGCCGUUGGUGUCUAUGGCAAGGACGGAUUGGUGGUGGAAGGUGUUUUUACCGGAGGGAUCAAACCGGGAUCAUGGCGCCGUUAAUGUAAGCGGGCCGAAUGCGGAGGAUUUAUCGGGUUUGGAUUUUCCGGAGACGAUUGUUUUUAUUGGUGGGUUUGAUCCUUUAAAUGAUUGGCAAAAGAGGUAUUAUAAUUGGUUGAAAAAAUGUGGAAAAAAAGCUGAGUUGAUUGAAUACCCAAACAUGGUUCAUGUUUUUUAUAUUUUUCCUGAUUUGCCUGAAUCUACUCAAUUGAUUAUGCAAGUCAAGGAUUUCAUCAGCAAAGUGUCCAAUUCUAGAUUAUGAUUAUUGUAGUAAUAAUAUUGUUAUGAUAAUAUUAAUAACAUCAAUAAUAAUAAAUUGAUAGUUGUGUGGUAAUUGAGGUUUGAUAAACUAUUAGCAAGGUUGGAGGUGGUAUUGCAUUGAGAUCAUAGAGUGUAAUUUUCU